This is a messenger RNA of Orbilia oligospora ATCC 24927, 537 nucleotides long. RefSeq lists its product as uncharacterized. Bases 1 to 537 code for a protein of 178 amino acids. The transcript has a single exon. The record is from RefSeq and is a predicted model, not a curated record. NCBI's taxonomy places the organism in Eukaryota, Fungi, Ascomycota, Orbiliomycetes, Orbiliales, Orbiliaceae.
AUGAGGGCGAAUCGGCGCUUAGCUCUCAAUAAACUGCCUGGAGAGCUCUAUGGGGCGUUUGAAGGCAAUAUUGACAGAACCAAGCAACAGGUUCCAAGCUCUUCUGAUUUAGCAUUGGAUAUAUUGAUGUGGGUCCAUCUGGCAGAGAAACCAUUGCAUGUCAACGAAUUACUCGAGUCUCUUGCUCUGAAAAUAGGGGACGGCUAUCUUAAUACCGAUCACUUCCCGUCUCGACAGUCCCGGCUAGAUUGCUGUCUUGGUCUUGUUAUCGUGGAGGAGGAGACGUCUACCGUUUGCCUUGUUCACCUUUCACUCCAGGCGUACCUGCAUUCACGAGGCGAAUAUUGCUUUAAGCAUGGGCACGAGCAUACUGUCAAAGCAUAUUUAACAUACCUUCGCCUUGACCUUAUUACGGCCUCUCUAGUUACAAAUAAGAAUGCGCUCCUAGGGGAUUUCCCUUUCCUUGACUAUACAGCCUGCCAGUGGGGAUACCAUAUGGGUGAUCACGUGAGGGGAAAAAUCUAUCGAAAGAGUUAG